CAAUAAUUAUAAGAAGAAUCUUAUUAUCAUCAUGAAGUCAUUGAGCAGAGUUUCUUUCCUUAUCCUUGCCACCGUCGUCUUCCAUCUCUUCUCCUCCGCUUCCGUCGUCGAAACGCAUGGAGUUGUACUUGAUAAUGGAACUGCGGUGGUCACACCCCCGACCGCGUUUUGUGUGCCAACGGAGCAAGCUUCCAAUGCUGAAUUGCAGAAAGCCUUGGAUUUCGCGUGCGGCCAAGGCAUUGAUUGUGGUCCGAUUCAGCCGGGUGCCGCAUGCGGUGAUCCACCCACCGUCAGGUCUCGUGCCGCAUUCGCCAUGAAUUCUUACUACCGCUCUCAUGAAGGCAACCCUAGUUUUUGUGAUUUUAAUGGCAUUGGUAGAGUAAUCAGCGAGAAUCCAAGCUAUGGGAAUUGCAAAUAUAUUUGAAGAACUGAAAGAGAAAAGAUCGGUUAUGACAGGAGAUUUUGCUUUGUUAUAAAUAAUUCCUGAAAAGGAUCAAUUUAGUUCCUAAAUGUUAUUAGGAAAAAAAUCAUAAAAAAUAUUAAUUAUUAUUUUUCUAAAUAUUAAU
Hibiscus syriacus is the source of this 566-nucleotide messenger RNA. RefSeq names its product major pollen allergen Ole e 10-like. The record is from RefSeq and is a predicted model, not a curated record. NCBI's taxonomy places the organism in Eukaryota, Viridiplantae, Streptophyta, Magnoliopsida, Malvales, Malvaceae. The transcript is spliced from 2 exons. The coding region runs from base 32 to 424 and encodes 130 amino acids.